AUGGAUAUCUGGGAAAAGUUUCUUACAAGUGGUUGGGGAAAAGAAUUGGUGGCAGGAGGAAUUGGAGGAACAUCUGGAGUCGUGGCUGGUUAUCCCCUUGAUACUCUCAGAAUCCUUCAGCAGCAGCAGCACACAGGCAAGGGUUCUGCCAUUAGCAUUCUACGGCAAGUUCUAGCCAACGAGGGACCGUUUGCCCUCUACAAGGGAAUGGCUGCUCCCUUGGCCUCUGUCGCUUUCCAGAAUGCCAUAGUUUUCAAGACAUAUGCUACACUAUCACGAGCAUUUGACACGAAUGUUCAGGCUGGUGAUCCUCCAUCAUACACAGGGGUUGCUCUAGGAGGAAUUGGAGCUGGAGUAAUACAAAGUGUACUUAUCAGUCCCAUUGAGCUAGUGAAAAUCCGUCUUCAGCUGCAUAGUAAUAAUACACAUUAUAAAACAAAACAAUCAGGCAAUUACAAGGGUCCAGCAGAUAUUGCAAGAAGCAUAAUUAGAACAGAAGGUUGGAGAGGAAUUUACCGAGGUUUCACCAUCACUGUGCUAAGGGAUGGACCAUCCCAUGGUGUCUACUUCUGUACGUAUGAGUAUAUGAGAGAGAAACUUCACCAAGGAUGCAGAAAAACUGGCCAGGAGAGUUUCAGAACAAUGCUCACCGCAGGAGGUCUUGCCGGAGUAGCUAGCUGGAUUUGUUGCUAUCCUUUAGAUGUAAUUAAAACCAAAAUUCAGGCUCAGUCAAAUUCCUCCCAACCUAAAUCCAUGGGCAUUGGUGAAUACUUCAAGAGGAGUGUGAAAGACUCUAGCAUUCUCUGGCGAGGUUUAGGAACAACAGUUGCCAGAGCCUUCAUUGUGAAUGGGGUGACCUUUACUGCGUAUGAAGCAGCACUGAGGUGCCUAAUUAACAACAAUAACUCAAGAGGCAAUACAGAGUACCCUGGUACUUGA
Fraxinus pennsylvanica is the source of this 939-nucleotide messenger RNA. NCBI's taxonomy places the organism in Eukaryota, Viridiplantae, Streptophyta, Magnoliopsida, Lamiales, Oleaceae. The record is from the annotation of a GenBank genome assembly.